GAGCAGCCCCGGAGCCGGGCUUGUCCAGCUCGCAGCUCUCCGCACGCCCGGCGGGUCUGUCCGGCCGUCUGUCCCGGCCGUCUGUCUGCGGGAGCAUUCCAGGUGCGGCGGACGCACCAUGUACGCCCCGGGGCUGCUGGGGCUGGUGGUGCUGCUGCUGGUCACCUCGCUGCCGGCCGGGCACCCCGCGCCGCCGGCCGGCCCCCCGGCCCUGCGGAGCGGUUUGGGUGGUGUUUCCUCGUGCUGGCUGUCCCGGACUGAGUCGGAUCUGAGGUGCCGCGUCCCAGGGGGGAAGCUGUGCAGUGACCGAGGCAGAUGUGAGUGUGGAGUCUGUGUCUGCCAAGUGACGGAGUCCGGCAAAUACUACGGCCCGCUCUGCGAGUGCCACGACUGGGUGUGCGAGAUCUAUGACGGGAAGAUCUGCGCAGGCCAUGGGAAGUGUGACUGUGGGAAGUGCAAAUGUGAUGAAGGCUGGUAUGGUGAAGCUUGUCAGUAUCCAACUACUUGCAAUCUUACACGGAAGAAAAGCAAUGAAAUGUGCAAGAAUUCUCAAGAUAUCAUCUGUUCUGGUGCAGGCACGUGUCAGUGUGGCAGGUGUAAAUGUGCAAACUCAGAAGGAAAUGGACUGGUCUAUGGUAAAUUUUGUGAAUGUGAUGACAGAGAAUGCAUAGAUGAUGAGACAGAAGAGAUCUGUACAGGCCAUGGAAAGUGUUACUGUGGAAACUGUUACUGUGAGGCUGGUUGGCAUGGAGAUAAAUGUGAAUUCCAGUGUGACAUCACCCCCUGGGAGAUCAAGAAAAGAUGCACAUCUCCAGAUGGCAAAAUCUGCAGCAACAGAGGCACAUGUGUAUGUGGGGAGUGCACAUGCCAUGAUGUGGACCCAACUGGUGACUGGGGAGAUAUUCAUGGAGAUACUUGUGAGUGUGAUGAAAGAAACUGCAAAACAGUGUAUGACAGAUAUUCUGAUGACUUCUGUUCAGGUCAUGGACAGUGUAAUUGUGGAAGGUGUGACUGUAAAGAAGGAUGGACUGGGAAAAAGUGUGAACACCCAAGUUAUUGUCCAUUAUCAUCUGAAGAAAGUGCUAAGAAAUGCCAAGGAAAUUCUAAUUUACCUUGCUCUGGAAGAGGGAGAUGUGAAUGUGGCCAAUGCACUUGUUUCCCUCCAGGAGACAACAGAGUUCAUGGCAAAAACUGUGAAUGCGAUGAUCGACAGUGUGAAAAUGUGGAUGGUGAUGUCUGUGGGGGUCAUGGUAUCUGCUCGUGCGGCCGAUGCAUUUGCCAGGACGGGUGGUUUGGAAAGUUGUGCCAGCAUUCAAGGAAGUGCAACAUGACGGAGGAGGAGAGCAGAAGUCUCUGCGAGUCAGCGGAUGGCAUAUUAUGCUCAGGGAAGGGUUCUUGCCACUGUGGAAAGUGCAUCUGCUCACCACAGGAAUGGUACAUUUCGGGUGAUUUCUGUGAAUGUGAUGACAGAGACUGUGACAAACACGACGGUCUCAUUUGCACAGGCAAUGGUGUUUGUAACUGUGGAAACUGUGAGUGCUGGGAAGGAUGGAAUGGAAAUGCUUGUGAAAUCUGGCUGGGAAGAGAAUACCCUUAACAAGGGACGUUAAAGACUGAGGAGGUUUUUUGUUUGUUUUUCUUUAGGCUGCUAGAACAUUUAUUUUCAGAAGUACUCAGUGUGUGGGUGUGCAUGCACACACACGUACAAUAGUGUAAAUACUUUAGAAAGCUCAUUUGAGAGCGUGGUCCUUAAAGAAAUGUAUGACAAAACUAAAAGAAAAAACUUUAAAAUGCCUUGGGAGCAGGACAGUCCAAGCUCUAAAAGGUGAGUCAUAAACUAUUGGCCCUGUGGAACUUCUCCAGAGUUUUUUGGUAAAUUCAGUGGGACUGAUACUAUUUCUAAUAAUGUCUAUUUCUUAGGCAACCUCUGGAAAAGGUGUAAGAAAGCCUUUUAUUUAGCAUUAUUUACUUGGUUGUCACUUCCCCGUAUCAGUAUGCAACAAUACUCCUGUAGAAGAGUAGCACUAGUUGAACAUUUGUCAAAUAAUUAAUUUGGUUAAUUUUUUGGUGUUUGACAAAUAUAUUGCUCGGCCCUUUUUUCUUUGUAACAAUCCUGAUUAUGCACCAGCUCAUAAAUAUUAAUGACUUUUUAUUUGGUCAAAGCAUUGUAUUUGUAUAACUGAGGUCCAAUUACCUGAAAACAAUAAGCUGAAGACCCAAAAUGUCUGAACAGAUCCUCGUUCACAAGAGAACUUCUUAGUUUCUUUGUGGUUUGUGUGGUUAAGUUGAUUAUCUAAUCUGCAUACUAUAAUACUUUCAAAUACAUAACCUAUAGGAGUAUAAGGAAUUAAACUAAUAAAGAUACAAAUGUAUGAUUACCUAUUCUGAACAUGUAUCCUGCAACUCGUGUACUUUUAUCAUACUUUUCUAUGUAUGUACAGUUGCCUCAUCCUCUUAAAAGUAAAGCAAAUGAAAAUUUGUUAUACCAAUAACUUUUAGGAUGACAAUUCUGCAUGCUAUUAGAAAUCACUGUUUGGAACAGAUUGCACUGUCACACACCGUAUUCAUUGAAUUUAACUGCUGUUAUAGAAGUGGGGAGCCUGAAGGUCAACUGAUUUGAAAAAUCAGCUAUGCUGUGCAGUAGCCUGGUAUCGGCCAAAGACACUCAGAAAAUGGCCACAAAGUAAUUAAAGGUUUUAUACAGUAAAUACAAACAAAGCAGUGAUAUGAACAAAACUUUUAUUUUCAUUUUCCAAUGGUGAAAUGCUGCUCAGUGUGAAAUUCACAUUGAGUUAUGAAUGAUGCACAACUAUUGGGACUUCCCUAACUUAUUUACAUAUGAGUAUUUUUUUUUUUUUUACAUGUAGAUUUGGCAGCCCUUGAUUUCUUUAGAGCAAAAAAAGAUACAUACAUUUUAGUUUCAAAAGUGUUUACAUUUUGUGAAAUCAUGAGAGAAAUCAUGAUUGAGAGAGAAAUUGAUUGAAUGGCUGGAGAAUAUUUCUUUUUAAUACCAAACGGUAACAUUGUGGUUUAGAUGCCAACGUCCUGAUUUUUGAAGAGGUACAUGACUCAGAAAUAAGGGAAUUAUAUAUCAACCAAAAAAAGUAUUUCCAUUAUUAGUCUAGAAAUUAGUUUUCAUUUAGAAAGGACAAUUUUGAAAUAGGAAAAUACAAUGGUACAGAACAUGUAGUAGAAUGCAAAAAAUGUGAAUGAAUUUAUUUAACCACUUUUAUUAAUUCCCCUUGUCAUGUAGCUUGCUUUUUCUCUUACCCAAUAUUUUCCUUAACCUGGAUUCUUUCUUUCUAAAAAUGAAGCUUGUGAAAGCCAUGUUCUCAGGGAGUAUAAUCACCAAACAUCCAUGCAUAACUUAUAUAGAAGUUAUGCAGAAAAAAUGACAAACGUCCCAAAGCUGCUAGCUGCUCUCUUUUUAGACAACCAAAAUAUCAGGCAGAUCUCUAAAAUGUAUUGACACAGUAUAAAGAAUCUUCAGCGUAAAUUUAAUCUUGAAAUUAUAGUUUAUAUUUUGUACUUAUAACCCUUAAACUCUGUAGACCUUAACAGGAAUAUUUUCUUAAAUUUUAACACAUAUGCAUUUUGUCAACUCUGGUGUCUGGAAUGCACAGAUUGUUGGGUUUAUUUAUAUUUAUGAAUACCGCUGACCUGAAUCAUCUUAUAAUCAGUGCUUUUUCACAUAUACAUUCAUCUGCUGAAUCAGAGUGUAAACAAUGAAAGAUACAAAGUUUUCCUUGAUUUCCUUCUAUCUGCAUUUAGUACUGUAAUAAGAAAAUAUUAGAUAAUCAAAACACUUAUCCAGGUUCAGUAGAUGCUUUUGACUUGUUUCAUAGCAUGAUAAGCAGUUUUAUAAAUCCUGUAGAUCAGCCGUGGUAUUUCAGGUACUCAUUCGUAGACAAAAACCAAUUCUUUAGAGGGUUGCAAUAUCAUAUUUGAUGCAUUAUACUUCGUAAUUUGCUUUCACUUUAAGUUUAUAAACUUAAAAAGGUGUAAGAUGAUUCUGAUUUAUAGUUAGAAUUAAAAAAAAAAAAAAUUAACUCCAACAUUUUGGCUACUGGAUGGAUUACAUAUCCAUAGCAUUUCAAAAAGUGUUAUCCAAGUUUUUGUUAAGGUACAUAUGGAAAAAUAUUAGAAUAUUCUAAGACAGCUACUGUCAGUGGUUCAUUAAAAUGUAAAUUGUCAAAACAAAAUGGUACUGUUGCUAUAAACCUUAAAGUAUUAACUAAGACUACUAAAAAUAUUAUGUAUGUGCAAAUUCCUUUCCAAUUUUUAUUCUGUUUCUUAUAAUGUUGCUAAAACAUUCCCCCUGCUCUUCAUGCUGAGGUAACUGGUGAUGUAACUCCCAGCAGAUCUGUUUUGUGGCUCAUUUCCUGACUAGAAAAAUGAGAUCAGAAGGAAUAAGAUUGUUAUUCCAUAUAUGUGAAAAUAAUAGCUAUAUUAAUAAAUUGUGAUUUUACACCUCAUUCCCUGUGACAGGAAUGCCAGAUGAACUGAAAAAGCAGGAAGAGGUGUAAGGGAGUGAAACUUACUGCUUGAUUCUUCAUACCUAGUGUCUGUAAAACCUUGUUUUCAGGCCUGUGGCAAAAGGCAGAUCUAGGUGGCCAAAACAAAAUGGGAUAAAUGGGGAUUUUGUAUCAGUUAGAUUGAUAAACCUUAUAAAAAAAAGAUACUAAAGCCUUGCUUUCUUCUUACAAGAGAAAGAACCCAAUCCAGAAGUGUGCCGAAUGCUUCUACAAUAGACUUGCAGGAUUAUGCCUAUCGUAUAUAACAUAUCUGUAAUAUUACCUAUGAAAGAGCUCUGGAUUGAUUUGCGUGUAUUAAUUAUUAACCUACUUGUGAUCCUUUUUUCCCUGGCCAUACUCUUUUUAGAAACACGUAGAUGAGCAUUUAAUCAUGUACCUGCUCUGCCAUUUCUGAUGCUUCUUCACAGAAUGACAUCUCACUUUGUAGCUAAAUGAUACAGCCAAAUGAUACUGGGAUGAAGAAAGCUAAGUUGAAUAUUACUGUGACUAGGUAAUAGAACAAAAAAUUUAUUAUGUUUUUAAAAAUAAGUUAUAGCAUUUGCCUUAGUCAUCGUAAAACCCCCUUGUUAUUAGACAUUUUAAAAUUAAUUGCACAGAAUAUGAUUUUAUCUAAAGGGGCAUUUACAAGAAAGAUAACCUCCUUUGUCUAAUUUUACUUGCAUUCCCAUUUGAAUGGAGCUGAAUAAUUUAUUCUUUAUUCCAGUAAACAGAUGGAUCAGCAAGACACACUUUUAACACAUGGACCAAACUGCUGGCUUUCAUAAGUCAUUGCUUACAGUGGUUUUAAACCAAGAAAAAGUUUUCCAAUAUAUAUAAAGUCAGAGUUCUUACUGUUAUUUCAGGUGUGACCAUAUGACCACAUGACCACUGUCAAAGUGAAUUGCUUUACUUUAUAUCUGCGGGGGAGGGAGUUUGUUAAGAACCAGUCUGACUCUACACAAGUUAAAGUUUAUGAAAAUGACAGUAUAUUAAAAAAUUGAGAGUUGCUAAAAACCCCAGCAAAUUAAGCAAAAGAUGUGCUAUGUGAACGACAAAGCACUUAAAAGCUAUAGACACCUUUCAAUAGGCUCUAUCAUGUGAGCAAUCUCAUACUUGUGUAUUUAUAAAAUUUUCUAAGUACAACAAAAUGGUGCUCUGUUGAUUAGUUCAUAUCUACUUUAAACUGGAUUUCUAAAACUGUGCAGGUGUGACUGAUUUUGCCAAACAGAACUGUAGCUGAAAUACAGUUUAAAAAUCCAGUAAAGAGUUAAUGAUUAUGUGCAGUGUUAACCUAUGAAAUGGUAAAAUGAGGUUGGAUUGCUGUGCAAACAGUCUCUCAGAGAUUAGAUAAAACUCAGAAGAAGAACAAAAUACAAAGUAAGCAUGCAAAAGGUCUGGAACAAUGCAGAUUCACAGAGAGCUGGACAUGUAAGUACAAAAAACCCAAUCUGGAAAUACAAAUGGAUUCCAUGAGUUUUACUAUACAGUACUUCAGUAGUAACAGACAGUUGAAAACAGCUUUCACUUAACAGCAAAAUUAAUUUUAGAGGGAAGAAAAUGGUGAAGUCUCAUUCUGGAGAACAGCAAGAGAGGUAUUAUAUUAAGGAGCUAAAAUUUUCUUUGGCAUGGUAAAAGGGGAGAACUGAGUUUGCCAACGUAUUUACAUGAAGUUUCACCAUCCUGUGGCCAGUGCAAUGAUGUUUUGCACAGUCUACUUCUUACAUAAACUUUUUUGUUGUUUUCCGGUAUGCCUUCAUAUAAAUGCUUUAUUCAUCAUGUUGAAUCUGUGUAUACAAUAAAUAAGAA
Molecule: messenger RNA, 6320 nt
Organism: Tyto alba (common barn owl)
Lineage: Eukaryota; Metazoa; Chordata; Aves; Strigiformes; Tytonidae
Gene: ITGBL1
Product: integrin subunit beta like 1
Exons: 11
Coding region: 119-1597 (492 amino acids)
Biological process (GO): cell adhesion mediated by integrin; integrin-mediated signaling pathway; cell-matrix adhesion
Cellular component (GO): focal adhesion; cell surface; integrin complex
Molecular function (GO): integrin binding
Source: RefSeq, a predicted model, not a curated record